AUGGUGAAUGUGCAGAGCGCCGGAGAGGCGCUGCUCCAAAACCCGCAGUUUAUGGAAAUCUUCCAGCGCGCACUGGGUGGCGAGGAGCACAUCAAGGACAUCCCACCAGAGGGCGACCCGCGACGCGAGGAGUGGCUUCGUGAUAUCCAGAAGAAGAUUCAGGAGGAAAAUAUGAAGUCUAUGAAGGCCAAACUAGAGGAGGUACAAAGCGACGAGAACGGCCAGUGGAUGUAUGUUAUGCCGGAGCCAGGAUUCUGCGUUAAGUGCACGACGGCGGGUGGUGGAAAGGUAUUUGUGAAUGUCUGCCAACACGAACGCAUCGCUGAGCCUAUUCCAAUGGAUGAUGCAGAAAGCACUGAUGAGGUGAAGUUCAAGAUUCCCCUGAGUUGCGGCCAGGCGAGACCAGAGUCAGACAAGAGCGGCAAGCCAUGCAAGGUGUAUGAUGUGAUUGUUAAUCCGUCAACGGUUCAACGUUCCUCAGGCGACCAUGAGUUUCGCUGUUUCGUUAUUUCUCUGUGCAUCCACUGGAUCAAGCAGAAGUGCGAGCCCACGCUGAAGACGGAGGAGUACCGAAAUAUGAACUUUAAAGUGAAGGGUGCGUUAGAACCGCAGCGAAUCCGCAUCUCAAGUGUGCCCAAGGCGGCUAAUGCCCUGGGAGACGAGAUACGUCUUCCGCAGAAUACAAGCGCGGCAUCGCCACUCACGCAUGUGGGCGGCCGCAGCGGAAAGGGAAAUCUCGUGGAGGAAGUGAGUGGGCCGUCACCCGCUGCUGCACCUGCUGCUGCUACUGAUUCUGAAGGUGCUACUGCUUCUCUGCAAGAAGAAAACGAUGCCUUGAAGAAGCCCUCUCUCGCAAAACUACAGUCUGAAGGCGCGUAUGAUUGGACAACGCACAUGAAGCCGAUGCUCAACCCGUACCUGCGGGAAAAUGUUCCCGCCCACUACAUCGUGGAGGUUCACAUUCCAACGGUGACGACGGUCGCAGAGGUGGAGGUGCGCAUCACACCCAAGUUGAUAGAGCUGCUCUACGUUGACGCGGAGGACGAUGCACCGUUCCUGAGAGUCCCACUGGACUACCCCAUAGACGAGGACGCGCCGAACGCCAAGUUCGUCCGCAAGACGCAGAUGUUGAAGAUGAAGCUUACGGUGAAACUCCCCGACGAAACCACCGAGCCUGCCACCAAGGCCGAUCGCGACGUGGUGGAGAUCGAGGAAGAAGAAAACCGACGGGCGCGUGAAGAGCGGGAAAAUGAGUUGCGUGAAUACCGGCAGCGGAUGGAGCGGAAACGUGAGGAGGACGAAGAAGUUAUGAAGGAGCGACGGAGUUAUGUGGAGAACUUGGCAGCCGUGCAGGAGGGGGCGGUGCCUCCUAGCCUCAAGGAGGAAGUAGACAAACUCCCGCCGGACCAACUCAGCGCCAUGCUUCAGCGCUUGGAAACCAAGACUCGCAGAGGUGACUCCAUAGACGAGAUGCUCGAGAAGUUUCCAGAGAGCAUGAUAGAUGCCAUCUGCCGUUAUAUACGCAGCAAGUUGGGCCUUGAACAGAGGCCGUUAAGCGAUGGUGAUAAAACAAAAGCUGAUGGAAAUAGCGGAGCCACCACGACGACCACCACCACAACAACAACAGCGCCACCCCCAGUGGGGACAGCAACAACAACAACAGCACCGCAGUCUAUCGAUGGCGCUAUGGAAGAAGAUGGGCGCAUCGAGUACAAUUUCGCAAAGAAAGCAGAGAAGCUUGUUGGUGUGGCGUUUCACAAUCGUUACCUUUUCGCUCUCGACUGA
Trypanosoma grayi is the source of this 1785-nucleotide messenger RNA. RefSeq names its product PIH1 domain-containing protein 1. NCBI's taxonomy places the organism in Eukaryota, Euglenozoa, Kinetoplastea, Trypanosomatida, Trypanosomatidae. Bases 1 to 1785 code for a protein of 594 amino acids. The record is from RefSeq and is a predicted model, not a curated record. The transcript has a single exon. Gene Ontology annotation, cellular component: cytoplasm.